AUGGACGGCCUUAGCGGCGUUAGCACAGACACCAGAGAAAUCAGAGGCUACAAAUCAAUCUCAACCUUGAUUACCUUCAUUCUCACUAAUCUCAUUGUGCUUUUCCCCUUUGAUAUUCCGAUCCUCGUCCCUCGACCACUUUCGAAUGCUUUCCUGGAUACCCUGAGCAAGUUUCGAAUUAUACCGCCGAGGCGAGAUCGCUCUCAGCAUGGCGAUACGAUUGACCCUGGCAAAGCCCAGUUUUGGGUACGGCUGAAGUUCCCAAUGAAUUUUGUAACGGCGCCUUUGAUAGCAGACCUCUUUCUGCUUGCCAUCCUCGCUAUCGGUAGAAAAGAAGUGCACGAUGGCACACUCGGCGCAAACAGUAUUCUCCCUUACAACAUCAUGAUAUUCUUCCUCACACUGGCAUACAUCGCCAUCUCGAUCGACGCGUCCGGCUUGAUCAGGUGGUUGGCGUUCAAAGUGCUUCAAAAGGGCGGUGGGGUCGGACACCGGCUGUUCUUCUACCUUUAUGCCUUCUUCUUCGCCCUUGGUACCUGCAUUGGAAACGACCCUAUCAUUCUGUCUGGGACGGCUUUCCUCGCCUACAUGACCCGAGUGUCAAGCAAUAUAGUCCAUCCACGCGCGUGGAUUCACACUCAGUUCGCCGUAGCCAAUAUAGCUUCAGCUAUCCUCGUCUCCUCCAACCCAACCAACCUCGUCCUUGCCGGUGCCUUUCAUGUGACUUUUAUUAAGUACACGGCAAAUAUGAUUGUCCCAGUCCUUGUCACAGCCAUCGUACUUUUCCCCUUUCUACUAUACAUCGUCUUUGCGGAAGAGACCCUCAUCCCGUUGAAGAUUGAGAUGCACCAGCUCACCCAGGAAGAGCAAGCCAAGGUUCCCGUGAACCCUAACAUUCCUGAUGGUAGAGGAAUCGCCGAAGAGCAAGAGAAGCAACACGUGAAUGAUGAACAAGGGAAGGUUCUAUCGCUUGAGGAGAUUAUGAAUCCUUUCGUAGAUAGGGAAGGCGCUGCCUUUGGAGCUCUCAUCAUGUCCGCUACACUCAUCACCCUCCUCGCAGUCAACGCUAGCGACUCAGGCAACGGCAAAGACGUGCCCGUCUUCUACAUAACAUUGCCAGCUGCCGUUGUUAUGUUCUGCUGGGAUUUGGGAUCCGGUUGGAUUAAUCGGAAGAAGACACGCGAGAUUGCCAGGGUUGGCAGAGAAGAAAAAGAGAGGUUUCGAUCCGAACAGGCAAGACAAGCGGCUGCGGGGGAUGAUAACUCGUCUGAAAGUCUACAACAGAGCCAGGAAGGCGCCGACGGAGCCAUUCCAUUACAGCCUGCUGUGUCUGAGAAUGGCGAUGACGCGGCUCCCGAGCUUGCAUCAUCUGUCGCGAAGCUGGUACCAAGAGACGAUAACUCGCAGAAUGAGCGAUCGACCAGCGUAGUAAGCACACCAGAUGGCAAACGAGAAUUGGAUCACCCAGCCUCUAGCCACCGGCCGCAAGCAUUGAGCGGCGAUUAUAAGGAGAAGCGAGUCUUCUCCGAGCGAGUCUCCUCCGAGCCAAUCUCUGAGGAGGUCGUACGGCAGCAGGAGCGUCCAACACUCGUAUCUCUUGUGGAAUCGUUUCAUAGGUGGUCCCAGGAGACAUUCCCGACCGUCACAGCAGUGUUAUCACACUUGCCUUACGCGCUCUUACCUUUUGCCUUCUCCAUGUUUGUCUUAGUACAAGGUUUGGUGACGAAUGGCUGGGUACCCGUAUUUGCCUAUGGAUGGGAUCAUUGGGUGAAGAAGACAGGGACUGUCGGUGCCAUUGGCGGCAUGGCUUUUAUUUCGACAAUUUUGUGCAAUUUUGCAGGUACCAACAUUGGUACCACUAUACUUCUAUGCCGCGUUAUCCAAACAUGGAUAGUAAUCCGUCAAGAUGCAGGGCUGCCAAUUUCCGAUCGAACCUUCUGGGGAUCGAUAUAUGCCAUGGCCCUCGGCGUCAACUAUGGAGCAUUCAGCACGGCAUUUAGCGCCUCUCUAGCUGGUCUCCUUUGGCGGGACAUUCUUGGCAGGAAACAUAUUCACGUGCGGCGGCUCGACUUUGCACGCGUAAAUCUCCCAAUCAUCACCAUCGCAAUGGUGGUUGGAUGUGUAACUCUCAUCAUCCAGAUAUUCGUUGUGAGAACCAACAAACCUUUCGAUUCAUAA
Messenger RNA from Hyaloscypha bicolor E, 2178 nucleotides. RefSeq lists its product as uncharacterized. Gene Ontology annotation, cellular component: membrane. The coding region runs from base 1 to 2178 and encodes 725 amino acids. The transcript has 5 exons. The record is from RefSeq and is a predicted model, not a curated record. Gene Ontology annotation, biological process: transmembrane transport. NCBI's taxonomy places the organism in Eukaryota, Fungi, Ascomycota, Leotiomycetes, Helotiales, Hyaloscyphaceae.